Molecule: messenger RNA, 1017 nt
Organism: Spizellomyces punctatus DAOM BR117
Lineage: Eukaryota; Fungi; Chytridiomycota; Chytridiomycetes; Spizellomycetales; Spizellomycetaceae
Exons: 3
Coding region: 59-826 (255 amino acids)
Biological process (GO): negative regulation of DNA-templated transcription
Cellular component (GO): nucleus
Molecular function (GO): transcription factor binding; transcription corepressor activity
Source: RefSeq, a predicted model, not a curated record
AAAUCGAAGGGGUUGCUCUCGUGAGAUCUCAUCCAAAAUAUCCACCUACGUCAGCGCAAUGACUACCGAAGCCUCAAAGCCGACUGAGGAGAUGGAGAAACAAUCCGAGGCCGAUGCAACGGAAGAGCAUCGUCACAAAGAACUCGAACGGGGCGAGGAGCGAGAGGAGCAGUCGCAGGAAACAAAGGAGAGCCGAGGACGAAAGAAAUUGACGGUCGAUAGGGAGAAGACGUGUCCGUUUUUGGUGCGCAUGUAUGUUAGCACGAAAGGGGAUUUGCGUGUGGAAGAUCUGGAACGGGAUGGUUUGCCCGAGAGAGACGAACAUCUGGUUUACACCUGGAAAGAUGCUACGCUACGGGAACUUGCGUCCCUCUUACAAACAACGUACCCUGCCGCGAAACCCCGCGAAGUCCGUAUCAGCUUCCGGGCAAUAAGCCGCGUAUCCACCCGUCCCCUCCAAUUCCGGUGCAUUCCUCUAGGCAAUGUAUUCAAUUUUCGGUCUUCGUACGACGACACCAAAACCCUAAGUGACCUGCGCUUUGUGGUUGGGGACGCGGUAUUAGUUAGUAUUGCACCUACGGAGCCUGGGCAUCCGGAGAGAAGAGAGAGCGGAUCUGCUGUUCCGUUUAGGAGACCGAGUGGGAGGGAUGAAGGUUUUGGCGGAUUUAGGGGUGACCGAUUUAGUUCUGAUCGUGACCAGCGGAGGUUUGAUCCGUAUAGACGCCCAAAGAGUUCGUUUGAAGGAAGACGGAGUGGAACAGAGUCGAGGGAUCUUCCGAGGUACGAGGAAAGAGGGUUUGAUCGGAGGAGAUCCAGUGCUCGGUGAAAAGGGGGACGACGCGUGUUUGGAGAUAGUGCUGGUCCGGCUAUUGAAUUUGGUUGAUUAAUUGCAGUAAUUCAGACUAGUCUUGGCUCUGAUUGCAAAGUCCACAUUUGGUGACCUGAAAAGUCAUAUCUUUUGUAGCCAUGAGACAGAGACAAGGGUCUGGUUGUUCACUUUAUAUUAUUACUUCAAAC